UCCGGUCCGGAGAAGAGCUGUUUCAUACUUUCAUUCCACUCAACAUAUUAGUGGCCAAGUUCAGUGACCAGUAUGACCAUAAAAUAAAGUUCAGUGACCAUUUGGUCUUUUGUUCAACUAUUACCCGAAUAAGAACGAAGAAAAAGAAAACUAAACACCGAAAAAUCGAACGUCGAAGGAAGUAGAAAAGGAAGAAGGAAGAAAGAUCGAGACCCGGCGGAUCAGGAGAAAAACGAGCGACCGGCCUUCCCCGGGAAACAAGAUUGCGCUAGAACUUCAAGUUCAUCUUUUCACCCGGCGAUUACUCUCACGGUCACGGUAUCUCCGUGCCCUGUCGCUGGUUGUGUCUGUUUGAAGACGAGCUUGGUGACGGUUCGAUCGGAAACAAGGCAGCCGAGGAGGAGGAAGAAGAAGCAGUAGAAAAGGCAGGGCAGCUCCGGCAAUCCGCCGCUGCUUGGCCUUUUAUCGCUUCCCGCCAUAAUCCGCGCAGGUGGCCGGGGGAGUGUCGAUUGCCGCCGCUGAUCGAGCGUCUGCAUCCCUGAGAGGUUCGUUUGGUCGUUUUAACGAAUUUUAUUUGUUUAAUUCACGAGAACAAGAACUGUUUCACUGGUUAGCGAAUGAGAUCGUAAUCUGUGAACCAGCACGAAUUAGAAUUCGAAGUUGAAGGCUCGUUUUGCUCGAUUCAAUGAGGCCUCGUGGAUUAUGGCUGUUGUGGGUAGUAGGUUAGUGAUUCAGUGUUUGCUAAAUUGCUGGAUUCAAUGCCAACACCAGUCUUAGAAGUGACAGUGGCUUCAGGAAUUGGCGUACUAGUAUCGAUUCUGUACUCGAUGACAUGUUGAUCUUAUAGUUGCAUUUCAAUGUGGAUUCUACAAACUGUAGUUAGUUUAGAAUUCAGUCAGAAGGGAAACAAUCUGCUUAUUUUCUCUCCCCUUGGAUCCCUAUACUGAAUUCGGGGAGUUAUGGACAAUCCUAUGAUGUUGUAACUUGCUUGCGUUCUGUGUUGAUUACUUUCUUUUGCUGUAUCCUGCUGUGUCCUAUCGUUACCGGUUGUCAUAUAUCCGCAUAAAUCCACGGUCUUGAUAGAAAAGAAGUACGAUGACAAGCAUAUGUCUUUGCCCUUUCUCUUUAUGUAGGAGACUUGUUAUUUCCUGUUACACAAACAAUGGUCUGGAACUAAAGGGUCUCUUACUUAUUUUCAGGUUCGUUUGUAAGAUCUGCCAUGGUCGCUCGAGAAGGUAAGCCCAAGCCUGGUCUUUGAGACAUACUUCCAACUAAUAGAAAGGGAACUCAACAGAGUUAUUGCUGAUGGGGAGGCCACUUUUCUACGAGAUACUGGAAAAACCAGCCACGAGCUGCAUUAUAGCAUUCUGCACUGCAGUGUGGUUUUACAUACAGAAGAAAAACCUCGGCUAUUCACAUGUCGGCUCGAGUUACGAAACAGCAUUGGAAGGCCACCAUUGGAGGAUAAUCACUUCAGCAUUUUCACACAUCAGCAUUAUUCAUCUGGUAUUCAACAUGAGUGCACUCUGGAGUCUCGGAAUAGUCGAACAGUUGGACCACAUGGGGCUUGGCUCACUGUACUAUCUUCAGUACUCACUCGUGUUGGUUGUCUUAUCUGGCGGGCUAGUGAUCGCAAUGUACCACGUACUGAUAAAUAGAUUCAAACUGGAGUAUUUCAAAAGAGUGACAGCCGUCGGGUACUCUUGUGUUGUCUUCGGGUGGAUGACAAUUCUCUCUGUGAAGCAGCCCUCCACAAAGUUGAAUCUCUUUGGACUUCUCUCUCUUCCUAUCAGUUUUGCGCCAUUCGAGUCAUUGAUCUUCACUUCGAUAAUUGUUCCUCAAGCGAGUUUUCUUGGCCACUUGUCUGGAAUCAUCGUGGGGUAUGGUAUUGCUUGGGGCUUGAUCGGUGGGAUGAACAACUUCUGGGCUAUAUCGAUGCUGGGCUGGAUUGGGGUCGUUUUCGUGAUCAGUCUGAAGAAGUCUGGAGCUUGUGAUUUCGAGUUUCUCGAGAUCGAGUCUGUAACAGAUCCUUCGUUGCCUUCUGUGAGGUUUCUUGGAAAUGGUAGAGUUUUGCAGAUGGGUACAAUUCCAGUUGCCGGUGUAGAACUUGUGUGAUCCUGAAUAUGUUAUAUUGCUCUUUGAUGAUCGAUCAAGUUCCUCUGUAUCAAUCCUUUUGUGGCGUAGCUUGAUAGUUGAUAGUCUCUUCUUCCACAGGACUAUUAAUGUACUUACUGUAAUUGUCCAAAGGAAAACCGAGUCGCCUAUUCUUUUGAUACAGGUAACCUUGUUGUAUGGAUAGGUUUCUCUUGAGAAAUUCUUGUAUGAUCCUUUUGCAGAAAGUAAGUACACGAUUUUCAUACUUGACCAGACUACUGUUUUGUCAAUACCGAGCAGAGAAACAGAGAUGGUAAAUACUUAACCAGUCAACCAUUUGUUGCAUGUAGCUGGGAAUGGAUUUUGUAUGGUUCACUUUCAGUUUGGCAUUUUGAUGCUUGGAUCUGUCAUGGGAUUGAUUUCUUUUGAAGAUAAAGGUUUUAUGAUAAA
This is a messenger RNA of Linum trigynum, 2544 nucleotides long. The record is from the annotation of a GenBank genome assembly. NCBI's taxonomy places the organism in Eukaryota, Viridiplantae, Streptophyta, Magnoliopsida, Malpighiales, Linaceae.